Hansenula ciferrii is the source of this 456-nucleotide messenger RNA. RefSeq lists its product as uncharacterized. The transcript is spliced from 2 exons. Bases 1 to 456 code for a protein of 151 amino acids. The record is from RefSeq and is a predicted model, not a curated record. Lineage: Eukaryota; Fungi; Ascomycota; Saccharomycetes; Phaffomycetales; Wickerhamomycetaceae.
AUGGUGACCAUCCAAUUGAAGAGAAAGAAGCAAACUUUCGUCUUGGUUGUUAAACCAACAUCAAAUGCCAUAAUUGUUCAAAAAGAGUUACAUCAAAUAAUACAGGCAAUUGGAGGACUUGGUGGUAAUGAAGACGAUGUGGAAUCUGGUGAGAAUGGUGAUGAGGAUAUUGAUAUACCCGUUCCAAGUUUCCAAACUUCUGAUUCUGAUGAUGACGCUGAUGAUGAUGAAAAUAAAAUGAACGAUAUCAAGAGUAAUGAUAAUAAAACUAUUCCAGAUUUAAACAAUAUAAUACUUGGUGAACCAAGGGAUAAGAAUGAUCCUUAUGGUUCAGGUUUUAAAGAAGUCAAAGAUGUUAAAAAAGGUCUAGAUCUUGUUGAUAAUAGUAUAUUAGCUUUCAAAUUAUCAGAUGAAGAUGAAUUUGAUGUAACAGAACCAAUAGAUUUGGAAGAAUAG